AUGAGCUAUGGAAAGGAUUUUGUGGAAACUCUUAAAAAAGUGGGAUAUCCAAAGGCUGAUGAGCUUAAUGGAGAAGAUUUUGACUGGAUGUUUGAGUCUCCAGAAGGCAAAUCAAUUUUGGAGUGGUUUUGUGGAAACAUAAAUGUGCAGAACGUGGUAUCUGAAGAAGAACUGCAAGAUUUUGAUAAUCUUCUCCAGCAAGGUAGGGCUGUUUUGGAAGGAAAUGCACUGGAUGAAGUCCUUAAAACCUUGGAGCCCGCAGGUUCGAUGAACAGCAGCCAAGAGGAGGACGAGGAGGAAGUGAAGAAAUUAGAGGAUGAACUUCAGACUCUUCAGGAGUUAAAAACCCUUCAAAUUCAUCGGCAUAAUAAGCUCCAGCAGCUGAUUGCUACAAACAGCCACUUGUUACAGACGAUCCAAGGCAGAGAGGAAGAAGCACGGAAGGAACGGAAAGAAGGCCUGGAAGUGUUCACUGCAGCAAAUAAUAAGCUUGACAAUGAACUGCAGUCUCUUAUAGCUGCAGUGAAGGAAUUUGCCUCUUUCUUCACUGCUUCAGGUUCAGAACAAGGGUCAGAUGCACGUGCACUGUUUUUUUCCCAAAUUUCUUUGGACAGAUAUUUGUCUGUGGAAGAACAAAGCACUGCAGCACUUACUUCACACUUAAAAAAGCUUUUUUAUGAAGGUAUGCCUAAACGUGCUGAAAAUUCACAUGCAGACAUCUUUCAACUUGAAGAUUUAAUCGAGCAAGUCCCUUUUGAUGAGGCCAAUGAAAUGUGUGAAGAGAGGCAAGAGAUAGCCAGGCUCCAGGCAGCAUAUAUUUGUGCUCAGCACCAGCUCAUUCAGCUGCAGGCUGAAGAGGAGGGCAUGAAUUCAGCUAUCAAGUGUGCAGAGAGCCUGCUGCAGCCCUUGGGCAAGGAUACUGGACAACAGGAAAAUAUUGAUGCUAAAACAUCUAGUUUAAAUGCUGAAAUUUCAGCAAUUAAACAAGAUAUAGCUCAGAUAAAUAAUGAAGAGCUGCUUCCCCUUCUUAAGAAGAAAGCACAACUUCUGAGUGCACCAGUGCUGAAAGAAUACUUAGAUCGCCAAAUUGCUCGGCUGGACUGUUAUGCUGCAAUUCAAGCUAAAAUAGGCAGGCAUUUGAUGAGACAGACAACAUCAUUUGAACUUAUUCAGCUGGCCUGUGAAAUGGAGAUGAAGAAACACCAGGAGUUCAGCUGCCAGCUUGAGAACUUGGUAGAAUCUCUGAAGCAAAGCACUGAUGAGUUAGAGCAGAGGCUGCAGGCGAUCGCUGAGCAGAGUGAGCAGGCAAAGCCAAGGAGCACCAUUGGCCCAGAGGAUGCUUUGGCUUGCAGGCUGUAUCAGCUCCUGGAAGGAGGAAGUAAAAAACAACAGUUGUUUAAGACAUACAAAAGCCUGGAGCAGAUGGCUCAGAAGUUAAAGCAGGACUGUGCCACAGCAGAAGAUCAGCUGGCAGCAUCUGCUCGGGAGCAGUCUCUCCUUGUGGCCAGCCUGGAGGGCAAUGUGGAUGCCCUUCGUGCUGCUCUCUAUUGUGGGACAAAUCAGAUCCAGCUCCGGAGCCCAGAACUUACUGAGCAGUUUCACCAACUGGAAGUGCAUUUAGAUGAACUAAGUCGUCUCCUUAAGGAUCUGGCUGCAGAUCUGAAGUCAAAGAGAAGCUUUUUAGAGUCCAAUAGGCUGCUUCAGAUGGAAAGAGACUUGUAUGUGCAUUUUUUCAAAGAUGAAGAGCAGUUCAAAGAGAUGGUGGAGAGACUUGAGCAGCAGUCUCAGGCUAAAGCCAGUGGUCUGGAAGAUGAGAAUUUCACAAGCAGUGCAGUUCUUAAUGUCUAA
Molecule: messenger RNA, 1848 nt
Organism: Zonotrichia leucophrys gambelii
Lineage: Eukaryota; Metazoa; Chordata; Aves; Passeriformes; Passerellidae
Gene: HAUS3
Product: HAUS augmin like complex subunit 3
Exons: 4
Coding region: 1-1848 (615 amino acids)
Biological process (GO): centrosome cycle; spindle assembly
Cellular component (GO): HAUS complex; centrosome; mitotic spindle
Source: RefSeq, a predicted model, not a curated record